Messenger RNA from Pediculus humanus corporis (human body louse), 1605 nucleotides. Its product is annotated as Rab proteins geranylgeranyltransferase component A, putative. Bases 1 to 1605 code for a protein of 534 amino acids. Lineage: Eukaryota; Metazoa; Arthropoda; Insecta; Psocodea; Pediculidae. The transcript has 7 exons. The record is from RefSeq and is a predicted model, not a curated record. Gene Ontology annotation, biological process: small GTPase-mediated signal transduction; vesicle-mediated transport; protein geranylgeranylation. Gene Ontology annotation, molecular function: GDP-dissociation inhibitor activity. Gene Ontology annotation, cellular component: cytosol; Rab-protein geranylgeranyltransferase complex; cytoplasm.
AUGGAUGAUUUACCUCGUACGUAUGAUGCCAUCGUGUUUGGAACAGGCAUGACAGAGUCAAUAAUCGCUGCAGCAUUAAGCAGAAUUGGUAAAAGGGUUUUGCACUUAGACUGUAAUGAUUAUUAUGGAGAAAAUUGGGCAUCAUUUAGUUUGGAAAGUAUUGAAAACUGGGCAGAGUCUCCACAUAAAAAUAAUUUAAAAGACAAUUUACUUGAUAGUUGCCCUAAGGAACUAAUAAAUGAUAAUGAGAAUUUUAUAAGUUUAGAAUAUGUAUCUAAUGUAUUGAAUAUUAAAAAAAAUGAAUUCGUUUCUGAAGAAAUACUUAAAUAUUCAGAGGAAAAUAAUUCUAAUGAAACUCAAAAUUGUGAAGAGCUCUCAAAUAACUUAUCAAACGAUUCCAACUUAAACUCAUGUGAAUUAUUUGAAAAAAUGAAAAAACAAAAUAAACGGUUUAAUUUAGAUUUAUGUCCUAAGUUAUUGUUUUCUAAAGGAGUUAUGGUUGAUUUAUUAAUUUCAUCUAACAUAUCAAAGUAUGCUGAAUUUAAGUGCUUGAAGAAGGUUUUGACAUGGAGAAAUAACAAAUUAGAAUUAGUACCUUGUUCAAGAGCUGAUGUAUUUGCUACAAAAAAUGUUUCUGUCGUUCAAAAAAGGUUGUUGGUUAAAAUGUUAACACUAUUUGCUUCUUACCCUGAAAGCUCUGAAGAAUUUAAAGAUUUUGAAAAUAAAAGUUUUUUCGACUAUUUAAACCAUAAAAAACUUCCGGAAAAUUUGAUACAUUAUAUUCUUUACGCCAUAGCAAUGGGAGAUAAAAAAACACUUUGUUUAAAUGGAGUUAAAGCUUGUAAAGCAUUUUUGGAAUCCCUUGGUAGAUAUGGAAACACUCCUUUUAUUUUUCCACUGUAUGGUUCUGGAGAAUUGCCUCAAUGUUUUUGUAGAUUAUGCGCCGUUUUUGGUGGUAUUUAUUGUUUGCAUAGAAAUAUUGAAGGUUUUAUUGAAAAAAAUGAUAAGUUGAUAGGAGUCAUUUCCAAUGGUGUUCGAUUAGAAGCAGAAAUUUUUAUUUUACCUUCUUCAUUUUUUUUUAAAAAGUAUUCUACCGUUGAUAACUCUUUAAAUACAAGUAGAGGAAUUUUAAUUACAGAUAGAUCCAUUUUAAAAAAUACUCAUAAUUCAUUAACACUUCUGCAGUUUCCUCCUGUUCCUGAUUCAUCUGACAAAUCGGUCACUGUUUUAGAAUUGGAUUCGAGUGCUAAUGUUUGUCCAGAGAACUUUUUUGUUGUUCACUUGACUACUAAAGCAUCUAAAGAAGCUUCAUGCGAUUUAAAACAUGUUAUUCAUUCUUUAUUUAAUAGGAAAGAGGAUGAUACAGAUUUUAUUCAACCAAAAAUUCUUUGGUCUUUGACUUGGAAUACUUGUAAUCAAGGAAAGAAAGAAAAUUUGUUACCAUUUUCUAAUGUAAAAGUGUGUUCUAGUGUUGAUUCGGAAUUUGAUUAUAAUUCGAGUAUAAGUGAAGCGAAAAAAAUAUUUUUUGAAUUAUAUCCAAAUGAAGAUUUUUUACCCAGAGCUCCGGAUCCAGAAGAAAUUGUUCUUGAUUCAGAAAGCAAUUGA